GAGCAAAUGAAGGUACUUUAAAAUAACACGAUUCGGUAUAUCGUGUGUAAUAAUUAAGGAUUGUGAGGUCAGAAAUUCAUACAAAACGACAUAUGUAAUUUACGUUUGAAUGAAUUAAAUGAUGAAUACUGUAUAAAUCGAGGAAACUUAUAAAUGGGGUAUAAAAUAAGGGAAAACCCGCGGCAACGUGGUGUUACUGACAGCUGGCAUGCGUGAUGCGUGUGAAAAAGAAAACAAGCGGGGCAAGUUGAAUGCCACGACCCGUUUUGCGCUACAUUUUUGCGCCACGAACAAAAUAAGAGAUUUCCGAAAUAAUGAGCGUGAUAACGGUGCUACCUGGGGACUCAUUAAUCUAAUAUAAAAAAAGUAAACAUACUCUGAUAAACGGAAUAACCGUUAUCGCGAGUACUUUUUUUUGUGAUUCAUUCGGUUUUUGAAUGUCCUGCAAUUGAUACUACAGUGCAUGGGAUCACAAUAAAUUCGCACAGAUAUUUCCGCUAUGAGUUCCACAAACCUCAGCACCCUCGACCGCAUCCAGCUUGAAAUAAAAGAAUCCAUACAGAGGGAAAAAGAGCUGAGAAAUGGCUACUCCAAUCCCCCACUGAAACAAAACGGUUUUAACGGAGUCCAUUUGACUAAACCAGAAGAAAACAACGUAAAGAAACCCCAAAAUGGCUUCAAGAAAUUCAGUCAAAACUUCGCCAAUACCAAAGGCGUUAUGCAUAAGUUUAUAAAAUCGAGAGGCAGAUUAGGCAUGACCACUAUGAAUGCUAGUAAUAACAAAAAUUCUUGGCAGAGUGAUAAUACAUUUCAACCUGCCAAAAUUUAUAUAGAAAAAGGCAAAUCUGUUAGGAAUGGAUUUAUACCAGCAGAAGAAAAGAUGAGGAAAGAGUUACAGGAAUUCCAGCAACGGGAAGCCCAACUGAGGGAAGAGAGGAGAAAAAGUCAGCCGAACCUGAUGGCGGCUUUGCAGCUAGAAGAAGAAAGCGAUUUUGACGAUUUUAAAUACACCGGCGGAGGGCUGAAAGCAGCUAAGUCUAUGGCCAACUUAUAUAACAAUAAUAGUGAUGAUGGUUUUGAAGAUAAUGGCAGUUCUGCGGGUGGUAGUUUAAAACCUGCUCGCAGUUUAGCCGAGUUGUGCGAUGUGUCAGAUGAUGAAGGUGGUUUACCAGGUACCCAUUCGCUGAUAAUGCAAUUCGAAAACCUGCAAUUUAAAAACCGAUCUUCAUCACAGUCCUCGAAAGGAUCCUAUUCUAAAGACUUUUAAUUUAAUUUAUUUUGUGAUAAUUUUGCGAUAAUCUGGUGUCACUUCUUUAUUACUUAAGAGUUUAUUUAUAUAUAUUUUGCACCCUUUUAAAGAUAUUUACGCCUGCUUACUUUCGACUUGUUCAAUUCAGUAUUAGUCUGAGAUAAAAAAAAGAAAGAUUUAUUUAUUCGCACGUAUUUAUUUUAUUUAUAUUUAAGUUGGUGAUAUUUGAUCCAAAUCUGUUCAAUUAUCGCGGAUUAAAUUGAAUGGUUUUUGGGAAUUAAAUAAAUCAUGUCUUAAAAUAGGUAUUAUUGUCUAAAAGUAUUAAAAAUAUUGCUUGCCUUAUUAGAACAAUAAUGUGAUGGUAAUGUUAGGAAUUUGUGGCGUUUUUAGCUGUUCCUUAUAAAAAAAAGUCUUCCUAUAAAAUACAUUCCAUAUCUUUACAGAAGUAAACUACCAAAUAAAUAAUUGAUGAUAGAAACCAUAUUUGUUGAGUAUGUAAAAAAGUGCCUCUUAAAUAUGUAUUGGCGUUUUUUAUCAUCAAUAUGAUUGUUGACUUUUCAGACCCAUCUUGUGCCGAUUGUUAGUUAUUUGUACACAUUUGUUUGUUUUACAGAGUGUAUUUAUACAAAGAAACAGUGCCUGCUAAUGUGCCUUAAAAAUAUACAAUAAACCUAUUUUUGUAUACCUAUAAUUAUAUCUGUAAAUGUAUUAUAAUGACAUUCUGAUAGCGGAUCUCUCUCGUUAUCUUAUUGGGAUUAUCGAUGAUGUUAAAACAUUGUUUUAACAAAUUAACAUCAGUAUGCGACCUACGCAAUUUAUUUUUAUAUAAAUAUAUCACAUUUUGGGUUA
Anthonomus grandis grandis is the source of this 2098-nucleotide messenger RNA. RefSeq lists its product as uncharacterized. The transcript has 3 exons. Bases 500 to 1267 code for a protein of 255 amino acids. The record is from RefSeq and is a predicted model, not a curated record. NCBI's taxonomy places the organism in Eukaryota, Metazoa, Arthropoda, Insecta, Coleoptera, Curculionidae.